UUCUGCACAUCCAGCUCGAUCAUGGCGUUGGGUCAUCCGUGUCAGCUGUGCGAUAGAGUGCCUCAGUAGUGCGCUCAGACGAGGAACUAACUUGUGACUUCGUUUGACAUGUCACCGGACAGCUGAGAACUUAUUGCAGUGACAGGACUUAACCAAGAGGAAGAAACUUCGGUUGCCAUGUCUCUCCUCUGCGUGAGAGUUAAGAAAGCCAAACUCCAAGGACCUCAAGAUAAAUUCAACGCCUAUGUGACACUGAAAGUGCAAAAUGUGAAGAGUACCACCAUCACUGUGAGGGGAGACCAGCCAUGCUGGGAGCAGGACUUCAUGUUUGAGAUCAGCCGGCUGGACCUGGGCCUCAUUAUAGAGGUGUGGAACAAAGGUCUCAUCUGGGACACCAUGUUAGGAACAGCCUGGAUCCCACUCAAAAGCAUCUGCCAUUCAGAGGAGGAGGGCCCUGGCGAGUGGAUAUUUUUGGACUCUGAAGUUCUGAUGAAGGCAGAUGAGAUAUACGGGACUAAAAAUCCAACUCCACAUCGGGUCCUGCUGGACACUCGCUUUGAACUGCCCUUCGAAAUCCCAGAGGAUGAGGCUCGAUACUGGACCGGCAAACUGGAACGCAUCAAUGCUAUGGGCAUUCAUGAUGAGUUUCCCUUACAGGAUGAAGUAGCGGGACGCCCCCUGCCCUGUGCUGCCUCUCAAUGCUGCAACUAUUUUGGAUGGGCCGACAGUCAGACUUUGGAUGACCUGGACAGUGCAGUGGAUGAUAGAGACAGUGACUACAGGAGUGAGACGAGCAGUAGUUUACCUCCACGCUACCACACUACAGCCCAGCCCAACUCUUCACUUCACCAGUAUCCCAUGGGGCCACACUUUCAGCAGCACAUGGAUUCCUGUGCUGACUCUUUGCACAGCUUUGAAUUUGACUAUAGAGAUCACCAUGCAAGCAGAAUUCCUAAUCAUAGGGGUAGAGUUAGGAUUGUCCCUGUAGAUUCAGGCAUGGGUGUGGAGGAUUGGGAGGUCAAAUACAAACUACAGGGUAAAAGUACCCUGUGUGAGUUCCUUGAUAGAGAAGAACAGGCAUGGAUUGAGGAACAUGACAGAAAAAAUUAUCUUGUUCAUAUUGAAAAGGCUUGCCAUGAUCCCAUAGUCAACCAGUUGUCUCCAAUCAAAAAAAAAAAUGCUUCAUUAAAUGCCGCUUACCCAGAAGGCUAUGCUACUAUUGACCGAAGGCGAAGAAAAAAAAUCCGGGACCCAGGAGGGCUGGAGCAUGUUGGAGCAGAGCAUUACCCACCCGAUCUUGCAUUUCUCCGUCAAAAACGAAGCGAGCUUGUGUUACGCCAAGUGAAAGAAAUGGAAGAGGCUGAUGAAAACAUGAUGCCAUGCUUGAAACCAUACAAAAAUGGCUUACUCUACAAAACAAGAAUGUGGGCCAAAAAUAAGCUAGAAAACACACUGGAGAAUUAUGUUGCAUAUCAAGAGGAAGAAGCAGCUAGACAGAGGGAAGAUGUAGGCUUUGAUUCUGAGGGCUCAGAUGAGCAGUAUCCCAUUGGCUCUGAAGAGGAGUUGGAGGAAAUUACCUCUUUAGCUAAGGCGCUCAGGACUGAGGAGAGGAAAAAUGAUAGCCACUAUGGAUAUUUCUCAACAUAUGGGAGCCAAACUGAGAGGCUUCAAGGUUACCGUGAUAAGAAGAAUGGAAAGGGUAAAAUUGGUGGAUGGGCUCCAGAGGUCAUGCUUUCUCCUGUUGAGGAACCUAGUGAUGAAUAUGUUGAUCCUAUAGAUGAGCUGCAGUGCCUGGUUGAAACCGUAUCAGAAUAUCUAGCUGAAAAAGAAGAGGAAAUCAGUAAAUAUGGAUCUUUACCCAAGUCUAACAAAUCAAGGCUGUCAUCUCAGGGUAGUGCAAAAACAGAAUCCGUUGGAGAUGAGCAAGGUAUCACCUCUAAGGAAGUGAAAGAUGAACCCAUAGAUGCCAAAGAAAGAAAUUCAAGUGGUGCUUCUGACCAUGGAGUGGCUGGGAUGAAGAAUGCCAUGAGUUCAUUAUUUAGCUCUUUAACAGAUAAAGUUGUAUCAAGCUCAAAACAAGUGGACUCUACGUCUGUUGAACAAUCAGAGAAUUCAAGUAAUGUUCCUGUUAGUUCUGGUAUAUCAAAAUUGUUUUCCUUCAUGCCAAAGUCUGCAAGUCCCACACCAGUAGCUGUAGUAUCCCCUACUCAGGAUCCUCUGUGUGAUAGGAAGUUUUCAAUGCCAUCUGUGUUGCCUUUCCAGCCAUCUGAUGCCAAGUUGCAAAGGGUGGACCUCUCAACUCAACCAAUCAGAAAUGAGCCCAACAAAUACAGUGUUGUCACAGCUCACAAUGAGACAUCGUCUUCUGUGAAUUCAGUAUUGGGAAAGGGGAACACUUUCACUGGAGAUAGUGUUGUGAAUGGAACAGCCAAAAGUUUUACUUUUGAUGCAGGGAAAAUGCAGCCAGGUGAUCAGUCCAGAGCUUUGAAUUGCAAUACAAAACUCCAUACAAUGCCAGAUGCGUAUAAAGUUGCUGAUGGUGAAAAACCUAAAGCUUUUAAAAAUAUCUCUAAUGAGAUAAAUAGUGAGAAGGCACACACUGAGCCUAUAACACAAAAAGCUGCUGAAGAGUCAGGUUUUUUCAGUCCUUUUAAGAAAUCUUUCAGUUCAUUAAUCUCACCUGGACCUCCAGUGCCUCCUCAGACUCAAACACAGACAGUUUUUCCUGUUUUCAGAUCAGCAGAAGACGUUAAGGUAGAAAAACUUUUAGACCAGUCCACCCUAACAAAACAAGCUUUUGUCUCUUCUGACAAUGUAUCCUUCCCACAAUCUCCAAAGGCAGAAAGAGGGCUGUUUUCUGGAUUGUUUAAGUUUGCAUCUGGUGAGGAUUCAAGUACAUCCAAAAGUAUGCCACAAAACUCAGUUAAGACAGAUCAAACUCUUAAUGCCCCAAACAAAAUUACAGGUGUAAUGCCAUCUUCAGUUCAUGACGAUGCAAAAUCAACAACACAUAACCACAAAGAACCUGAGGCAACUGCUAAGGGGAACACAGAAACCGGCUGGUUUUCUAGUCUUUUUAAGAUGGCACCAACUGAAGAUCUGCAGCCUGUUACUCCACAUGCCCAAAGGCCUAAUAUUCAGAACUCUCCACUUCCUCCAGGGUCAAAUCAAAAUGUACCUAGGAUGCAACCUCAGAAUCCAUCUCCGGCUAAAGAACAAGUGCAACUUAGGCACCAACAUCCUAGUCCAACUGAAGUCCCUCAUGAAACAGAGCAAAAAGCAUCUCAACAUGAACGUCAGGGCCUGUUCUCUGGUUUGUUUAAAUCAGCUGCUUCUGAUGAUACAUCAGUUACCCAAGCAUCUACUAAUCAACCACACCAAGGAGGCUUACUCUCAGGAAUCAUGAAAUUUGCUUCUACAGGUGAUAUGACCACAGGUACUCAACUCAAUCAAUCACAACAAAAGAGUCUGUCUGCUCUAAUAAUAAAUCAACAAACCCAACCUCACACCCAACAAAGUGCAUCUAAUCCUCUUUUCGCAGGGCCAUUAAAUGUUUCCUCCACAGAAAAUAGACCCCCUCAACAAAAAGACUUUCAGCAACCGUCAACAUUUGCAAGUGCACCACCUCAACAGGGAAGUAUUUUAUCUGGCCUUUUCAGAUUUACCUCCACUGACAAGGUUUCAGACACCGAGACAAAGAUCUCCCAGGAGCAACAAAAAUCAUCAAGUGCAAGUGCCUUUCAAGAUCCUGUUCAGCAUAAUACUGAGGGACAGAGUUGCAACCUUCUUCAGCAGUCCAGAGUCCAAAAUAAGCAAUCAGACCCACACCAGAAAGGCAUAUUAGAUGGCCCUAGACAAAGUGUAUCCCAUCAAGGACCUUCUCAACAAGAUGGCUUUCUUCCUGGACUUUUCAAGUUUGCAUCCUCAGAUGUUUCUGUAUCUCAAUCAACUCAACAAAUACAGGCAUCUAACAAUCAGUCCACUCCACUUCAGCCAACAAAAAAUGUGAUGGGACAAAGCAAACCAUCUCAAGAACAAAAACCCCAGUCAGGUGGUCUCUUCUCUGCCUUUCUCAAAACAUCCUCCACUGAGUCACAGGAACUAAAUACACCACUUGUUACACAGGAAAGCAAGGAACAUUCUUGUUUGCAGCGGUCAGCUAUGACAAAACAAAGUUCUCCUGUAGCAAGGCAAGAUACAUCCUCUCAGUCAGGAAUUUUGUCUGGUGUUUUCAAUAAACUCGCAUCCUCAUUUGAGGAUGUAUCUCCAAACAGCCAGAAUUCAUUUAAACAGAAACAGGAGCAGCAACACAUGCCAACAGAGAUUUACACUCAAGGUAAAUCAAAUAGAAAGCUACCUCAAAUACCUCCUCAAAAUCAACAUGCACUGCAAAACCAAAAGCCCCCUAUUCAACAAGGUUUCUUAUCUGGAAUAUUAACCAGGAAUACAACAGAAAUUUCCCCUGCCAAACCAGAGAAUGUGGUUAUGGAAGGAUCACAUUUGAAGUUAAAUUCUUUAGGACUGCAGAGACACAAGGUAUCUGACCCAAAUAAUGUGCCAAACAUCUGUGACACAGAGAGCCUUGAUUUGAGGACUCCAGCAAGUUAUGCUCGGUCACAACAGAAUCGUGCUGCAUACACAUCUAAUAGUACCAAUAAUUUACCCCUCUUAUAUAGCUCACAAAACUUUUUGCUCUCAAGCCAAAUAAGAAACAUGUCAUAUAGCACCGAAAAUCUUAGUAGCCUCCCUCUUGGUUACCCAUCUCAAGCAGUAAUGUCACAGGAAUAUUUAAGGCAGAGUUAUCCAUCCUUACAUGGUGUAUCUGAUCAAUAUGCCUACCCACAAGUCUCUUCUUCAUAUGCAUUGGGACUUAGUCCCAAUGAUGAACACUCAUGGAUCCAAGAAUCUAUAUUGUGGCAACAGCUGAAUGAUCAGUCAGUAGGCUGCUAUCCUGAUGGACAUGGAAGUAUAGCUAGUGAUCCAAUCCUCAAAUCUUCUCAGUGUCUGAAUAAGAUAGACAUGGAUGUUAAUCAACAAUAUUUUCCUACUCAGCCAUGGAUGAGUUUGCACGCUUUCCAAGGAGAGAGCAAUAAUCAACCAGAGUAUUCCAAAGAUAUUCACCAUAGUUCUAUGAGACCGAGAUUGUGGAAUAGCCACAACAGUUUGGAUGUUAUUAGUAGUCAGGAAUUUGAGGGUGUAUUGAAUUUGAGCAUGAAGAAUAAUGCUAAAUUAGGAAAGUGGAACUCGUUUAGUGCAGAUAGUUGUAACAGUCUAAACAGUAUUUCAUAUCAUGAGGGAUAUUAUGAGGAAACACCUCCACCUCUGUCUUACUCCGCUAAUGGACAGUAUAUAUAUCAAGGCACAUCAGACAUUUGCAGUCAACCUGGGAAUAAUGGAAGCUAUAUUAAUGUAGCUACAUCUCCCAAUCCAUGGAAUUACUCUUCAACAAGCAACAUUGAUAUGGAGGAACAUGUGUAUCUUGAGGAGUCAGAGUGGUAUCAGCAAUGGCUUUCACUUUUGGACCAAGGGAUGUGGUGGCCAGCAGAUGAUGGAGAUUGUGGAUAUUUUGUCUACACUGAUUAUGAGUACAUUUAUGCUCUACUGACAGAUGUGUCUGGGCAGUAUGUCUAUGCAUGUGCUCCAGAACAAGACUGGGGAAAUACAGGGGACUUGUAUCCUAAUGCCUGGCUGUAUAAUGAGAUGGUUAAAGUUUGUGGUUUUAAGAUUCCUCUCUACAAUGAAGAUGAGCUCCUUUGGAUUCCAGGGCAAAACCAAAGUGAAGCUGAACUUCUGACCGCACCACUUGACUUGUCGGCAGCCUAUAGAAAAGGUAACCAAAUCAUGAAUCUGAACCUAGAGCGUUUCUCUUGGAUGUUUGAGAAUUCUAUUCUUAAUCAAAGACUGCAAGCUCUAGAUUUUUCCUCUUAUCAAUUUAAUAAGGUUAAAAUGGAUACAAAACAACAGCUCCAAAACAAUUGUGGGUACUGGAAUCCUUGUCAGGAAGCUGUUGACCUCUCAUAUCAUGGUGCCAACCACAACAGUGCAAAUCUCAAUAGCAGAGGAAUAAAAGAACUGCUAUCCCAGAAGGUUCCCAUUUCAUUUGGUGCUACCCCAACCACAAAUUCCCCUACCAUGGGUGUCUACAGCUGCUAUCAGCCUCAACAGAGACGACGUUCAUCCACUGGAGUGCAAGUAAAGCAUAUAGAUGAUGUUUCCGAAGAGGAGUGGAGAAAGAGAGUACAGCCUGGAGAGGAGCAGCCCAAUCGACCCAUUAAGAAAAUAUCCUCUUUUCUAUCCUCAAUUGUUGGCAAAAGUUCGGAUUCAGAAUCAACCAAAAAUAUAACUGUCUCAAGGUCGCCUAAUGCCAAAGAUGCUCCAUACACGGGACAAAUGCAAAGCAAAUUUACUAAAUCCUCUGAAACUCGACUUGGUGAUCAGCAAGCCAAAAACAUGAUCUCAACAGGUUUUCAUAGUCUUAAAUCAAAGAUCAUAAAGGAUGAUGACUCCUGUGCAACAGCUCAGUCAGCGAGCACAAAUCACUUGGCAUCCAAACCAAUUUCAACAACAUCUGGUGUUUCAGUAUCAUCUCCAACACAGUCACCAGCUUCCACAACUCCUCAAGGUGCAUCCACUUUAAGCUCAUCUCAGAAACCCAAACUGGCUAGACAAGCCACAAUGUCACAACAGUCCUCUGUUCCUUUAACAUCUGUUGGUUCUACUACUUCAAUUUCAAGAGACUGCUCAAGUGUAACCUCCAAAUCGGCUUCUCCAGAAGGUUCUCAACCAGUAGAUACACAUGGUGGAAAGCCAUCUGAGCAGGCUGGUGGGUUUUUAACCUUUUUCAAGACUGCAGUGGGGAUAGAAGAGGUAAAGUCAGAUCCCUCUAAAUCUACUCAGUCAGUAUCUAGACAACCAGAGAAAAAUGGAUCUGCUUCUGCUGGCAGAAAAUAUUUAACAACAAAUCAAGACGAAACUGGAAAGUCUAGCCUUUUUGGGUCAAUAGGUGAUAUUUUUAACAUAGAAAGUCCUUCACCACCAAAGACAAAUCUGCAACAUUCUCCCUCACACCUGCAAUCAACUAAUGUACUAAAUUAUGUGAACAAAGACUGCUGCCAAACAAAAACAAUGCCUAAAGUAAUUCAGAAGCAACAAACAGUAAGUGCCUCUGGACAAGAUGGUCAGUCGGAAUUACCUAGUGUAUCACAGUCAUUUCAGGGAAGGAGUGUCUCAGCAUCUCAGAUAUUUUCCCCCGACGCUAACAAGGUACCAAUGCCAGGGAGAUCUCAAACUAUGCCACCAACUGGGGAGACAAAACCAGAAGCCCCCUCCAAGCAAUCUGGUGGCUUGUUUGGUUUCUCUGUUGGGGAUAUGUUCUCUGGGGCCACAGCCUCUAAAGAGGAAGGCAAAGGGCUGCUGUCCAUUUUUGGUGGUUCCAGUCAACAACAACCUCCAUCUCAAACUGGAUCUGCCUCUCCUCAAGAAAAAAGGGAUAGUGCAUCUGCAAAAGAGCCUCUAGGCAAAAACAUCCUGACUUUUUUUGGAGGUUCCAGCAUUCAACAGACUUCACCUCCAUCUGGAUCCUCAAGUCAAAUGCACACACCAGGAUCUGCUCCUCUCAAAGAGACUCAAGGUCUCAAUUUAUUUUCUGUGUUCAGUGGCACUAGUACACAGCAGUCUUCAGCACAACCUGAUUCUUGUAAUCAAAAACAAACACCAGGCACUGUCCCUCCAAAGGAAACAUCAGCCAUGGGUUUACUCUCCAUGAUAAGUGGUUCUGGCACUCAGCAGACUUCACCUGGAUCUGGAGCUGAUCCACCAAAAGAUCCACCAGUAACAGGAUUGCUAUCGAUGUUCAGUAGCCCUAAUCAACAUCAGACAUCACAACCACACUCUACCACACAGCCUGCACCCCAAGAAAAUGGACAACAAAAAGAGCCCCUGGGUAAAAGUUUAUUUUCUAUGUUUGGUGGUUCAGGGCAACAACCUUCACAGCAGACAGGAUCAAUUUUUGGUGGUAUAUUAGGUGGAUCUUCAAGCUCUACUGAGAGUCCAGCAAAAGGUUUAUUCUCUAUGUUUGGAGCACAAAGCCCACAACCACCAACUAACAGAGUUCCAGGCGCUGUCCCUACUAAUGAGCAGACAAUUAAACAUACUACUUUGUUGGAUGGGUCUAACUCCCAACAAGCUCCACCACAAUCUGUCUCUUCUUCUACAAAAGGAGCAACCAUUGCAAAGGAACCACCUAAAGACAGUCUAGCAAAGGGUUUAGUUUCGGACUCUGGAAUAGCCAGUCACCCAACAGCAUUACAGGAAGGCUUGACUCCUGAGUCUGUUGUCCCAUCGAAUGAGCCAUCAGUAAAUGAAAUACCCUCCUUGUCUAGUGCACCUAGCCCUCAGGAAUCCCCACAAAAACCAAGUAAAGAGUCAAAGGAGUCACAAGGUAAAGACUUGAUCACUGGACAAAUUCCACAGCCAGGUUCUUCUCAACCCUCCUCACUUCUAAGUGGAUUGCUAUCAAAUGAAACCCCUGGUAAAAGUCUUUUGACAAACCUUACUGAAGCUAUAAUUCAGCCAAGCGAGACACCAGUUACACCAAGCUGUGAUCCAACUGUAUCAGCACCAAAAGCCCCACAAGAAGUAUUGACAACUGUUGAUGGUAGAUUGGCAUCUUCUGAAUCUAGUAAGUCGCCGGCACACCAGGAGGAUUCUUCUGCUCAGGGUGUAGUACCACCAAAAGAGGGAGCAACCUCAGGCUUGUUGUCAAUGUUUUCUGGGUCAGGUUCUCAAAAUGUUCCUUCUCAAACUGGGUCUAUACUUGGCGGGAUUUUCCCUGGUGCCUCAGGAUCAAAGGAAAUUCCUGGCAAGAAUUUGUUUUCUAUGUUUUCUGGGCCAAGUUCACAGCCCAGUGCAGGUAAUACAGGGCCUAAACUUGAGAGUAACAGUCCAGGGGCUUCUACCUUCAAUGAGUUACCAGGAAAAGGUUUAUUUUCUGUGUUUGGUGGAUCAAGUCCACAACAGGCCACUCCUCAGUCUUCUUCACUAUUAGGUGGUCUUCUAUCUGGAGUUGCUUCUAAAGAUGCUCCUGGAAAAAGUCUUCUUUCCAUGUUCGGUGGGCCUAAUUCAACACCUUCACCUAGUCAAACAGGAUCAACAUCCAAACCAUCUGAAACUGAGGGGCUGUUGAAGGUUGCAUCAUUAUUCUCUCGAGGGGAUGCCACUGAGGAUAAUAAAUCAAAGACAGUGGGCUUUAGCCUGUCAAAUUUGGGCUUCAUGGAGGAAAAGAAAUCCGGACCACAGAAUGAUGAUUCCAAGUAUUCUAUUCCCUUGGGCGAUCAACAAAAAACAGCAGCUUCCAUGGCUCCAGUCUCUGCUGAUAUUGCUGACAAAAGCUCAGAUCACGUUGUUGAGACAGUUGCUGCUGAGGGGAGUAAUCUAGAUGUUACCAUAAAUAAUUCUAGUUUGCAUGGACAUGCUUUAUCAAAGGAUGUUGAUUCUAACUCGGAGCAGAGUACAAAAACAGAAAUCCAGAUUACAGAUCACAAACCUAAGUCUAUAAAACAGACUGAUUCAAUAGAGCCCAAUGCCUCUGGCUCUGAAAGACUUCAACAUAAUGAACAACAGAAAUCUGUCAUAGACUCAUCAGCUGAAGCAGUCAGUGGGUUUAUGUCUAAACUCUUUACUGGUGCCAGUUCAGCAACAAAUUCAUCAGGAAGUCUCUUCUCACAAACAACCACAGAAAAAAACUCACUCUUUGACCUUCCAAGUAGCUUGCCCAUGGAAUCUAUAAAAAAUGACCUUUUCAGUAUGUUUAAAUCACCAGAAGCACCCAAAGCAGCUGACAUAGCACCAUCUAUUACCUCUACUCUUCAGUCUCUUCAGUCAGUCCAAGAUCAGAAUGCACAUAAUAAUUCACUGUCAUCUUCUGGGGAUGUUACAUUGUCUGGAGACAAAGAUGAAAAAGAUAAAGUAGAAACCCUAUUAUCCAUGAAAGAAAUGUCUGCUAAUGAUACUUUGAAUAAUUCAACAGUUGCAAGUGUAGAUCCCACAGUAGCGUCCAGCUGCCAUCCAGGUGAAACAAUUGUUAAGGAGCCUUCUGACGUUAAAGUAAUACAUGAGAAAACCAUUGUCAUUAUUUCUGAACCUGAAGCAAAGGAUACAGACAAAUCAAUAUCUGCAAUAGACAGUAGUUCAAAAGUGGCUCAAAAUCCUCCAUCAACAGAAACUUCUCAGUCUAUAUUUGGCAUGCCAAGUUUAACAGCACCCAAGUUGGGUUUCAUGGCUGGAGCUGCAGAUGCUGGGAAGUCUUUUGGAUCUUUCUUUUCUUCAUCACCCUCAGUACCAAGCACAGAAAGUGGCAAGCUUCUUUCUGGGCUUAAGUCAUUUUCAGCAGGGCUGUUUCAUGAGGAGGAGUCAAAAGAAGAAACAUCAGCAUCUUUGUUUGGAACAAAAUUGGGUUUUCCAUGGCAGAAAGAAACUCAAGAACCUCCUAAGCAACAAAGACCUCCAGUUGUUACAACCCAACCUAAAGCUCAAAAGAAUGAAGUUCACAUUGAGAAUAGUACAACUGCUGAAAUAGGGCAUGACAAUUUUAUGUCAAAGGAAGAAAAUGGUGAAAUCAAACACACUGUUGAUGUUAAACAAGAAAUGGUUGCAAAUUCUGAAGUCCAAAAGAAAGAAUUUGUUGUCCCAGAAAAUGACACAGAUGAACCCCAACUCAGUUUAUCCACUCCUGAUCCUCCUCUUCUAAAAGAAUUGGAAAUCCAUAUCCAGACCCCACCCUCUACAGAUGAUUCUUCAGGAUUACAGCAGGAAAAGAAGGACCUUUUGAUUCCAAAAAGCCUUGUGGACUCCAGUCGUUUUGGAUCUUCAGGGAACCUCAGCCAAGCUAGUUCCCAGCUCAGUGAGACUGGUCAAGAGAGUGCUGCUUGUUCAGAGUUAGAGGAGUCCUACCAUUCCUACCACAGUACCGGCUAUCGACCAUCCAGAAAUGGGCAUCACCCUACCAAUGGACAUACAUCCUGGGGGGAAGAUGAAGGAUUGAAAUCUUCCCAAGAAAAUGGAAAGGGUAUAAGCAGCACCAUAAAAAAGGAAGCGGUUUCUCAAGUGAACAAAAUGCCUGAUAAAACUCUCAAAGGCUUCAGGGACGAUGGAACGCCUUUGCCAUUCUCUCCAUCCAGAUUGCGCUGGCUUAAGGCAAUCAACAAAGUGAGAGUUCAACUUAAGGAGGGCAAAGAAAAUGGAGAUAAUUCGAGACAUGCUUGGAUUAAAGCUGGAAAUGGGAGUGGAAUAUUUGGAAUUGACAGUAUGCCAGACCUUCGCAAGAAAAAAGCUAUUCCUCUGGUUAGCGAUGUGGCUAUGUCUCUGGUCCAAGCCAGAAAGGCUGGCAUUGCAUCGGCGAUGGCCUCGCGCUCCUCCAUAAAAGAUGAGGAACUGAAGAACCAUGUGUAUAAGAAAACGCUGCAAGCUUUAAUCUACCCCAUUUCUUGUACAACACCUCAUAACUUUGAGGUGUGGACGGCCACAACGCCCACCUACUGUUACGAGUGUGAGGGGCUUCUUUGGGGAAUUGCGCGGCAGGGCAUGCGCUGCACGGAGUGCGGGGUCAAAUGUCACGAGAAGUGUCAGGAGCUGCUGAAUGCAGACUGCCUGCAGCGCGCGGCAGAAAAGAGCUCCAAACAUGGUGCAGAGGACCGCACUCAGAACAUCAUUAUGGCCAUGAAGGAUCGCAUGAAGAUCCGUGAGAGGAACAAGCCUGAGAUCUUUGAGGUCAUCCGAGAUGUGUUUGUGGUCAGCAAGGCUAUCCAUGCUCAGCAGAUGAAGACCAUCAAGCAGAGCGUCCUGGAUGGAACGUCCAAGUGGUCAGCCAAGAUCACCAUCACAGUUGUCUGUGCUCAAGGACUGCAGGCUAAAGAUAAGACCGGCUCCAGUGACCCCUACGUGACUGUCCAGGUGGGUAAAACCAAAAAGAGGACCAAGACGAUCUACGGCAACCUCAAUCCUGUCUGGGAGGAAAAGUUUCAUUUUGAAUGCCACAACUCCUCUGAUCGCAUCAAAGUUCGUGUUUGGGAUGAAGAUGACGACAUAAAGUCACGAGUAAAGCAGCGUUUGAAGAGAGAAUCUGAUGACUUCCUGGGCCAAAGCAUCAUUGAGGUUCGCACACUGAGUGGAGAAAUGGACGUCUGGUACAACCUCGAGAAAAGAACGGACAAGUCUGCUGUUUCUGGUGCCAUCCGUCUUCAGAUCAGUGUGGAAAUUAAGGGUGAAGAGAAAGUGGCCCCCUACCACGUCCAGUACACCUGUCUACAUGAGAACCUCUUUCAUCACAUCACAGAUGUCCUCGGUCAGGGUGUGGUGAAAAUCCCAGAAGCCCGUGGUGAUGAUGCCUGGAAAGUGUACUUUGACGAUGUGCCACAAGAGAUAGUGGAUGAAUUUGCAAUGCGCUAUGGGAUUGAAUCCAUCUACCAGGCCAUGACGCACUUUGCAUGUCUCUCGUCUAAGUAUAUGUGUCCCGGGGUCCCUGCUGUGAUGAGCACCCUGCUGGCCAACAUCAACGCCUACUACGCCCACACCACUGCAUCCACCAAUGUCUCCGCUAGCGAUAGAUUUGCUGCAUCCAACUUUGGGAAAGAAAGGUUUGUCAAGCUGUUGGAUCAGCUGCACAAUUCCCUGCGCAUUGACCUCUCAAUGUAUCGAAACAACUUCCCUGCAAGCAGUAAGGAGCGUUUACAGGACCUCAAAUCUACAGUGGACCUCCUGACCAGCAUCACCUUCUUCAGAAUGAAGGUCCAGGAACUGCAGAGUCCCCCGAGAGCUAGUCAGGUUGUGCGAGACUGUGUCAAAGCCUGCCUCAACUCCACGUAUGACUACAUCUUCAACAACUGUCAAGAGCUGUACAGUCGCCAAUAUUCUCAGAUCGGAGACACGCAUAAGGAGGAGUGCACCCCAGAAGAUCAGGGCCCAAGCAUCAAGAACUUGGAUUUCUGGCCCAAACUCAUUACGCUGAUAGUGUCCAUCAUCGAGGAGGACCGUAACUCCUAUACACCAGUCCUAAACCAGUUUCCUCAGGAGCUGAAUGUGGGAAAGUUGAGUGCGGAGGUCAUGUGGAAUCAGUUCUCUCAGGAUAUGAAGUACGCCAUGGAAGAACAUGAAAAACACCGGCUGUGUAAGAGCGCAGACUACAUGAACCUGCACUUCAAGGUCAAAUGGCUGUAUAACGAAUAUGUGAAGGAUCUGCCAGCUUUCAAGGGAGUUGUGCCCGAAUACCCCACGUGGUUCCAGCAGUUUGUGCUGCAGUGGCUGGAUGAGAACGAGGAUGUGUCCAUGGAGUUCAUGCAUGGAGCCCUGGAGAGAGAUAAAAAAGAUGGAUUCCAGCAGACGUCAGAGCACGCUCUCUUCUCCUGUUCGGUGGUGGACGUCUUCACCCAGCUCAACCAGAGCUUUGAGAUCAUCAAGAAACUGGAGUGUCCCGACCCCAAAGUCAUGGCCCUCUACAGCCGCCGGUUCGCCAAGACCAUUGACAAAGUUCUGCUACAGUACAGUGCCCUUUUGAAGAAGAGCUUCCCGUCCUAUUGUGAUAAGGAGAAGAUUCCAUGCGUCUUGAUGAAUAAUGUCCAGCAGUUGCGUGUCCAGCUUGAGAAGAUGUUUGAAUCUAUGGGUGCCAAACAGAUUGCCACCGAGGAAGCCAGGUUGGAUGCAAUAGUGGACCCUGGGGAGGAGGAGGAAGAGGAGGUUAUCGAGGAAAAUGUGAAAGAUGGCGAGCUGGAAGAGAGUGAGGAUGAGGAGGACGAGUUACAGGAGAUGGAUAUCUCAGAGGGCAAGGUGUGUAUCGACUCCCUUGAGUCAGAGAGUAAUUAAUUUGUCCCUGAAUUUAAACAUAAAUGUACUUUUUUGCAUAUUACACAUUCAGAUAUUCAUCUUGUUUUGCACUUGGUACAUAAUUA
This is a messenger RNA of Sinocyclocheilus grahami, 13940 nucleotides long. It is a transcript of the gene unc13bb, whose product is annotated as unc-13 homolog Bb (C. elegans). The coding region runs from base 178 to 13854 and encodes 4558 amino acids. Gene Ontology annotation, molecular function: syntaxin-1 binding; diacylglycerol binding; phospholipid binding. The transcript is spliced from 38 exons. Gene Ontology annotation, cellular component: plasma membrane; terminal bouton; synaptic vesicle membrane. The record is from RefSeq and is a predicted model, not a curated record. Gene Ontology annotation, biological process: dense core granule priming; synaptic transmission, glutamatergic; synaptic vesicle priming. Lineage: Eukaryota; Metazoa; Chordata; Actinopteri; Cypriniformes; Cyprinidae.